UUGCAUAUAGGAAGUCAGAGCUCACUAACUUACUACGCACGAUAAAAUAAAGUUGCUGAUGUAAGGGUAGCUAAAUAAAUGAGAGUUCUGAUCCAGCGUAGCAACAGAGGUUUUGUCACAUAACAUCCAAUGUAUCAGUAUUUACAAUUCGUGUGCACAGAGCUUAGCGGAAACUGAUAUAUCUGGAAUCGUCCAUGGCAGCCACAACAGCCAAGAGAAGCAAAUUUGUGGUGGUUGGCGGUGGCAUUGCAGGUGUUACGUGUGCUGAACAGCUGGCGUCGCAGUUUCCAUCCGAUGAGGUCGUGCUUCUGACCGCUGCGCCUCUUAUAAAGGCCGUGACGAACUUCAGACAGGUCUCCAAGACCCUGGAGGAUUUUGAUGUUGAAGAGCAGCCCUCCAGUGUUUUAGAAGAGAAGUAUCCAAAUGUGAAAGUAAUCCAGUCAGCCGUGAAAGGACUACAAGCAAAGGAGCAUAAGCUGCAGACAGAGAGCGGGGAGGAGUUCCACUAUGAGAAGCUGUGUCUCUGCACUGGGGGCAGACCCAAACUCUUUACCCAGGACAACCCCCACGUACUGGGCAUCCGAGACACAGACAGCGCCCAGGAAUUUCAGAAGCGGUUGUCAAAAGCAAAGCGGAUAGUUGUCGUUGGGAAUGGAGGCAUUGCCUUGGAGCUGGUGUAUGAAGUAGAGGGCUGUGAGGUGAUUUGGGCGGUGAAGGACAAGGCCAUCGGGAACACCUUUUUUGAUGCAGGCGCUGCACAGUUCCUCAUCCCGUCCCUCAGCGCAGACAAGCCAGAGAGAGCCCUCCCCUGCAAGAGGGCCCGCUACACCACAGAAGGAGCCGCACCUACAUGCUCACCCUCUACAGACAGAGGUGCGUGGAACCAAAGCCCAGGUUCAGCAGGGGAAUUGGGCAGUGCUCUGGGGCCAGACUGGCAUGAGGGCAUCGAGCUGAGAGGAGCGCAAGAGGUGUCUCACAGAGUCCAUGUGGAGUAUCGGUGUGAGGUACAGACGGUGUAUACACGUGACGAAUUCACGCAGUCUCGGCAGUCUCCACAGCCAAGCUCAGAGCCAUCGACAGACACAGGGCUCUGGCCAGUGUACAUCCAGCUAACCAAUGGGAAAACCUACGGAUGUGAUUUCAUUGUCAGUGCAACUGGGGUCACGCCAAACACUGAACCAUUUCUCCAAGAAAACAAUUUUGCAGUGGCAGAGGACUCCGGCCUCAGAGUGGAUGACCAUAUGCGAACCUCAGAGCCGGACGUGUACGCAGCUGGGGACGUGUGCACUGCAUGCUGGGAGCCCAGUCCCAUGUGGCAACAGAUGCGCUUGUGGACCCAGGCCCGGCAGAUGGGCUGGUUUGCAGCUCGGUGCAUGGCCGCAGACGUUCUGGACGAGCCUAUAGAGCUGGAUUUCUGCUUCGAACUCUUCUCGCACAUCACCAAGUUCUUCAACUAUAAGGUGGUGCUGUUGGGGAAGUUCAACGGGCAGGGCCUGGGGCAGGACCACGAGCUUCUGGUGCGUUGCACCAAGGGGCAGGAGUACGUGAAGGUGGUGCUGAGAGGGGGCCGCAUGAUGGGGGCCGUGCUCAUCGGAGACACAGAUCUGGAGGAGACCUUCGAAAACCUCAUCCUCAACCAGAUGGACCUGUCCGCCUACGGAGAGGAGCUGCUAAACCCUAAUAUCGACAUCGAGGACUACUUUGACUGACGGUCACCCAGCCGAAUCCCACCUGUCAACUAAGGCAGCUUUGUCCUUCUGUUCUUGCAUAUAAGAGCAGCGUGUUUGCACCUUAAGGACAUUACCAGUUUAGGUAAUUGUGUUUUAUGAUUGACUACAUUUACAUGCACAGUAAUAUUCUGACUGACACGAGUCAGGUAAACGCCAUAUUUCAAUCCAAAAACCCGCAUAAGCCAGUACUUCAUCUGGGAGAGAUAUGGUAAUAUUUAAUCAUGUAAACACUUUAUUCUAUGAAUCUUGGGGUCAUAAUUCACUCAUGAGGUAGCUGUGCUGGCUAGCAAGAAGGUGUCAUUUUUGAUGACAAUUGUUUGGAAUAAGAUACUUUUUUACACAGUUAUCAGAGUAGCCCAAAUAUCAGCAGUGGUUACAUUUCAUGUUGCACGCAAACAUCUUAUUUGGAAUCUCUCAUACCUGGAUAUCUUAUCUGAUACCAGGAAAAAAAAACUGAAUGUAAACACAG
This is a messenger RNA of Megalops cyprinoides (Indo-Pacific tarpon), 2199 nucleotides long. RefSeq names its product pyridine nucleotide-disulphide oxidoreductase domain 1 (gene pyroxd1). The record is from RefSeq and is a predicted model, not a curated record. The transcript is spliced from 12 exons. Gene Ontology annotation, molecular function: flavin adenine dinucleotide binding; oxidoreductase activity. NCBI's taxonomy places the organism in Eukaryota, Metazoa, Chordata, Actinopteri, Elopiformes, Megalopidae. The coding region runs from base 195 to 1709 and encodes 504 amino acids.